CGUGUAUCCAUCUUCUGAUGAGCACCUAUGGGAUGUGGUGAAACAGGAGAUGUUUACACUCAGCCUUGGAGACAGGAGAAGAAGGUCGCUGAGAAGGGGCUUGGAGUAGAGCCACUACUCCUCCACAUCAAAAUGACCAUGAUCCCUCCUGGAUGCCUCCUAGAGGAGGUAUUUGGGACAUGUUCUACUGCAGAGGUUAUAUUUUUCAGCUGGCUUUGUAGUCCGUCCAGAAGAGUUAGAGGUCGUCACCAGGGACAGGGUCUUGAUGUCUACUGAGACAGCUGUACCCAAGACCUGCACUUGGAUAAGUGGAAGGAGACUAUGGAUGGAUGGAUGUUGGAUGUAGGGGUGAUCUACCCCAGUAUUUAACAUAAUGCAAAUCACUACAAAAAUAGAACAGGAGUGUCUUAAUCAUAACUAUAGUCAUAAGAAAUUCGAUUGGUAUUUGUUAGGCUCACCAAGUUCUAAGGUAAAAUAUAUUUUUUAUACUGUCCCAACUCUCCAGUAGAUUUGAAAUAUGUUAUUGUCUUAGGUCUUGGAGCUGAUUACAAUGUGAGUGCGUGCAACUGUGCUGGUCGUAUCGGAUUGUAGAGGUGUGUUUGUGUGUGUGCAGCCGUGCAUAAACAGCUCUGCUAAUACGGGAGCAGAGGCUAGACGUCAUGGAUCAGGAGUGAACCCACACACGGAAACACACAGAGAGGUGGAUGCAGAUCAGCUCAGCUGUAGACACGGAGGGAGCAGGUUUAAAAAGCCGUAUUUGUAUCACAGUUAUAGUACCUCUAAUAAAAGGUAUUGCAGAAGAAGUGGAAGUCACAAAACUGGUAGCAGUGUUAUUAAUAAUAACAGUAUAUGUUUUUAGCAGAAAGAGAUCCCAGUGAUUCCUAAGUAACUGAAUUCAAGGUAAGACCAUAUUCAUUCAUUCAAAUGAUAUUUUUCAGGGAGGAUUUUAUGCCUUUCUUAAAAGAUCAUUCGAAGGAGCAGAUGUCAUGGCGAUCAUCCUUUCGCUGCUCAAAGUUUCGUCACAUUUUUGGAAAGUCUGCCACCAAGGAGCACAGCUACGACAGGGUGCCAAUCACGCGUAGUGUCCAUGACAACCACUACUGCUCAGCCAAUCCCUGCUUCAUCGCUGUGGUGACUGAGUGCGCGGGAGGCGGGUCCUUUUUAGUCCUGCCCAUCCAUCAUACAGGCAGAGUAGAUCCUCAGCAUCCGAGGGUUUGUGGCCACAGCAGCAGAGUCCUGGAUGUCAAGUGGAAUCCAUUCGAUGAUUACUGCAUCGCCUCAUGCUCAGAGGACUGCACUGUGAAGAUCUGGGAUAUCCCAAUCUGUGGAGUCCAACAGAACCUCACCAAGGCCAGGAAAACCCUGAUUGGUCACUCCAGAAGAGUGGGGCUAAUUGAGUGGCAUCCAACUGCUGAGAACCUUCUGCUAAGUGCUGCCUAUGACUACAAGGUCCUUCUCUGGGAUGUAUCCCAGGCCGGUGCAGUUAUCAGGUAUCCAGUUCGGGUGGUGCUGAUGCCCAUCCACCACCGCUACCCAUCUGAGGCACUGCUGCUUUCAGUCAGCUUCAACAGUGAUGGCAGCAGGCUGGCAGUCACAUCCAAAGACAGACACGUUCGAGUCCUGGACCCUCGGACAGGAAAGAUUUUACAGGUAUCAAGCAGUAACUCACACAAGGCCAACAAAGUUUUAUACAUCGGGGGGUUGAAGUUGCUUCUGUCCACUGGCAGCUCGUCUUGGAACCACCGGCAGAUCGUCCUGUGGGACCCUGAUGACUUAUCUGAACCCUUAUAUGAAGAAGAUCUGGAUGGGUCUGCUGGAGUACUCUUCCCGUUUUAUGACCCAGACACACACAUGUUGUAUCUGGCUGGAAAGGGUGAUGGAAACAUCCGGUACUAUGAGCUAAGUGCUGAAAAACCUUACAUCAGCUACCUGACUGAGUACAGGUCCCUGCUCCCACAAAAAGGACUUGGGGUGAUGCCAAAGCGUGGCCUAGAUGUGACCGCCUGUGAGAUUUUCCGGUUUUAUCGCCUGAUUGCCAUCAAAGACCUGGUCGAACCGCUGUCCAUGAUCGUACCACGCAAAGAGUCAGGAAUUUUUCAAGAGGAUCUGUACCCGAUGACAGCUGGAAACCAGGCAGCCAUGACCGCUCAGGAGUGGCUGUUGGGGGUCAACAGAGGCCCAGUGCUGAUGUCCCUGAAGCCAGACACUCGAGUACCCAACCCUUACCCAGAAACCCAAGCUGAGAAGGGGCUGGUGAGGCAGCUUAGCUCCCUCAGGUUUCAGAGCAGCCCGGCUGCAGUGACAGAGAUAGGCCAAGACUUUAUAGAGGAGGUUUUUCUGGAGGAGCAGCUGUCCUAUCAGGAUGCCAAAUAUCCCAAAGAUCUGAGCGAUCUGUCGGGGUGGCAGCCAGACGAGACCCAGGUCCCACUGUGGACAUACUGCUGCACCCCGCACUGCUGCGAGCCUGCCGAGAGACCGCCACCAAUGACCGAGAGUGAGCUACUCCAGGCAUUUUACAAGCAGCAGGAUGAGAUCAAAGGCCUGAAGGACGAGCUCCAUCAGAAAGACAUGAAAAUUGCUCAGCUGGAGCAGGAUAUCAAAAACACCAGAAAGAACAUGAGAGCGACCUUCUGAUUCAGACCCUGCUGUGUAGGAGGGGCUUACAGAGACAGCGUGACCCACAGACAGCGGAGUUAUCCUCCACAGACUGGACUUUGUAGUUGAAGCCACAACUCUUGUUUUCCUAAAAUUCCUGAAAAUGGUUUAUUUGGGAGCAGAGACUAUUUUCCUUCAUACUUCACAAACUACCUGAAACACAAUGGUCACCAUCGAAUAUAAGAAACCCUGCGUCUGGGAUGAUGGGAUGCAAAAAUGCAAAUUUGUUAAACCUCUUGAAUUAAAGCUGUCCAAAUACUUAUGGCGCUAAGUGUAAUUAUGACCACAUGAAAGGCGCAGUGAUGUCAGGCAGCAGACACACACCACCUGCUCUAGUGACUUUUACUGGUGCAAGCAGGUUGGAAACAAUGGAAGGGGCAGAAGGACACAGCAGAUCUUCUUGUUAGCAGUUUGCAAACUAACUUCAAGGGUAAGAUACAUGACCUUGCUGUUUUGGUAGGCCAAAAGAGCUAAAAUGCAUAAAUCGCAAAACUCAUGAAAAACACAGCGUGGGUGUGCAAAAAAUGUUGAAUGAAGUUUGGAACUGGACUGCAUGAAAAUGUUUGAUGUAGUCACCCAGGGUUUCUGGACUCUUUGAAGCCUGAGUCCUGGUGUUUCAUUGAAUACGCAUUAAAAUGAACGUAAGACCAAUAAAAUAUGAGUGUUUCCCUCAACAAA
Molecule: messenger RNA, 3333 nt
Organism: Neolamprologus brichardi
Lineage: Eukaryota; Metazoa; Chordata; Actinopteri; Cichliformes; Cichlidae
Gene: coro2ab
Product: coronin 2Ab
Molecular function (GO): actin filament binding
Source: RefSeq, a predicted model, not a curated record